This is a messenger RNA of Thecamonas trahens ATCC 50062, 1770 nucleotides long. Its product is annotated as protein-L-isoaspartate O-methyltransferase domain-containing protein 2. Bases 296 to 1759 code for a protein of 487 amino acids. Gene Ontology annotation, cellular component: cytoplasm. The transcript has a single exon. The record is from RefSeq and is a predicted model, not a curated record. Gene Ontology annotation, biological process: protein modification process. Gene Ontology annotation, molecular function: protein-L-isoaspartate (D-aspartate) O-methyltransferase activity. Lineage: Eukaryota; Apusomonadida; Apusomonadidae.
UCUCCUGUCUCGUGCUCCGCACCUUCGCCUCACGUGGCCCAGAGCAACCCAAGCCCGUCUGCACUCUUCACCUGUUACGUAGUGGCAACCAUCACAUCAGGAGAACACCACAACAAUAGUAUCUCCACGCAUACCAUUGGAUUGGACGUGUAAGGUCUAGACCGUGUGUUACAAGGCACCGCGGUGUUGGCAAGGAACACGCCCUCUGUGCGGCGAGUGCGGCUUUGUGCCCGGCAUAGUCCAGGUGUUCAGCCGACAUCAAAAUUUCCGCCCGUUUCUGCCGGAAUAGCAAGCCAUGGGCAACAUCCUCCACGGCUAUCCCAGCCAGGAUGAGCUCCUCGAUUCCAUCCACACCUCGCGUCCUGUUCGUUCGGCCACGGUGUACGCCUUUCGCUGCAUCGACAAGCGGUUCUUCCAGUACUUUCCGCCGAAGCCGCCAACAACCUCGGCGCCCGACGAGGUAACCCACGUCCCGGACAUUGACGACGGAUCGAGCUCCAGCGGCGAUGAUGACCUCCCGCCACCGCCGUAUCUGCCGCUCACUGCUGCUCCACAGGGAAUCGACUCGGCGUCGGAUGAUGACUCGCUCCUCUCGCAGAGCUCCGACUCGGACUCGGACUCUGACGCAGACUCAGAAGCCGGAACCGACCCGGCGCCGAUGGCGAGUGCGCUGCCUAUGGCCGGCCCGCCGUCGCUCCCGAUCCAGGUUGAGCGGUCCACCUCGCUCUACGAGCUACUUCGGGCAUCGUCGUCGAACGAGUCCGAGGGCUCGUACCUCGCCGAGCCGUGGUCGCAGCUCCUGCCUGGUGGUGGGCGGCUACACCACUCCGCCGUCUCCAUCUACAUGGACGUCGUCGACGCGCUGGAGCUCUGCCCUGGCGAGACCUUUCUUAACAUCGGAUCGGGAUCGGGCUAUCUCUCGACGGUAGCGUCAAUACUACUGGGGCCGACCGGCUGCUCGCUCGGCGUCGAGCUCGACGAGGCAGCGCUCGAAUGGGCCAAGGCGCGGACAGACGAGCUCUUCUCCUCGCCGUGGAUCAACACGGCGCGGAUGCGGCAGCCGCACUUUUUCCGCGGUGAUGCGCUCUCGCUCGCAUCGGACACGCUUCGAUUUGAUGCCAUCUACGUCGGCUCGGGCAUUGCCAGCGAUGCCCACAUCCGCGCGUUCUACGCGCUGCUCAAGCCCGGUGGCCGCCUUGUCGUCCCGUACCAGGCUAACGUCAUUCGGCUUCAUCACACCCCGGCUGGCGCCGAGACAACCGUCGUCACACCAGGCACCAUCUUUGCGCCAGUAGUCGACGACGGAUCCGAGGUCCUUCCCGACGGCACUGACCCCAUGGCCGAGAUCGAGACCACGCUCGCGGCGCGGAUGCUGCCGUCGCUCUUUGUCCUUGCCGCCGACGCGCUGCGAAGCCAGUGGAUGCUUGAUGACGGCAUCGUCGUGGGUGACGACCUCGCGCUCACCUACACGCCGCCGCUGGAGCGACUCCGCGCCCUCAUUGGUAUCGUGCCCAUGGACACGCUCGAGUUUCUCAACGGUGGCGUCCCGCUCGACAUCGCCACCUGCGCCUACCCGGGCUGCCUCAAGCGGUUUGCCGCCGAUCCGCUCCCGACCUCUACCUCGGCCUCGUCGGCUACCCUCUCCAGCUCAGCCUCGAGCUCAGCAUCGAUGACGUCGUCGCUCUCGGCGCUCCGCUGCUGCUGCCUCGACCACGCUAACCGGCUCGAGGUCGAGUCGCUCUCAUCCGAGUCUGGAUAAUCCCCCCCCCC